AUGGCAGACCAGGAUCCAAAAAUCACUCUCCUCCGAAGCAAGCUAGCCCUCUUGAUGGGCCGGGAGGAAUGUCCAGUGUACGACUCGAUCAAGGCGCAGCAUCCACAUGCGCUAGAAGAGCCAUGGUCAGAAGAUAUGAGCGGACCUCACAAGCGUGUUGUGUUCAACAACAAAACCUUCGCAAUGCACCAAGUCCUCACCCAGGAGGAAGCCUACAAGUGCACUUUCCAACCCCACGCAAUUAACUGUGGCGAAAACAUUAAGCUGCAUCUCGACGACAACCUUUUCCGCGAUCUGGAGCAGGCCGAGACCAUGGACCUGAGCACCUUGAAACGAUCCGAGGCGAUCACGAGGAGGGCCGUCAAGAGCAAGUGGUUCUAUGCGUUGACGGGUUGGGUGAAUGAGAUCAACGGUGGGCCAGGGAAGAUGGGUCCCUCACCGAGUGAAAAGAUCAUGAUAGAGGGAAAGGAGGAUGCGAGCAUGAGUAGUAGGAAGCCAGCAUAG
Messenger RNA from Letharia columbiana, 504 nucleotides. RefSeq lists its product as uncharacterized. The coding region runs from base 1 to 504 and encodes 167 amino acids. The transcript is spliced from 3 exons. Lineage: Eukaryota; Fungi; Ascomycota; Lecanoromycetes; Lecanorales; Parmeliaceae. The record is from RefSeq and is a predicted model, not a curated record.